GGAGCGGGGGCCGGGGCUGGGGCCCGCGGGAUGCUGCUGCCGCCGCUGCUGCUGCUCCUCUUGGCGGGACGCGCCGCCGGGGCUCAGCGAUGGCGGAGUGAGAACUUUGAGAGGCCAGUGGACCUGGAGGGAUCAGGGGAUGACGACUCCUUCCCAGAUGAUGAGCUAGAUGACCACUAUUCGGGCUCUGGCUCUGGCUACUUUGAGCAGGAGUCUGGGAUUGAGAAGGCUGUGCGGAUAAGUACCAAUGUAGCUGUUGCCCUGUCCACCACCCCAGCUGUGCUGCCCACAAGUGCCAUCCAGCCCAUGGGCACCCCUUUUGAGAUGCAGCCAUCGGAGAGCCCCACCCCCAAGCCUGCCACAACUGUUUUGGCAGUGACCAAGGUGUCAGUGGUUCCCACUGCUGCUGCCGCCGCUGCUGCCACUGUGGCCACAGCCACAGCCACAGAGGCUGUGACCACUGCAGCCCCAGCUGUGGCCACCGAGGCUCCAGCUGUGGCCACUGUGGCCCCAGCCGUGGCCACUACUGCCACUGCUACCACUAACAUCAUCCCGACUACCGCUAGCAUCCCCACAUACCCCCCAUCUACAAUCAGCGUGCCAGUUUCUCAGACAACGGCCCUCCCCAAGCUCCUGCCUCCUCCGCCAGCUACGGUGGCAGCCACGGUCCAGGCCACAGUUCAGGCUACAGCCCAGGCCACAGCCCCUGCCACACUCACCCUCUCUGCAGUGGCUUCUGGCCUGGACACAGAGGCCCCCACCCCGAAGCUGGUGGUCACCGCCACACCAAGCACCUUGCCGAAGCCGGAAACCUCUCAGCCUCCAGGUGUCUUCGAGAAGAGCACUGUAGCUCUGGGAUCUGAUGCCCUGGUGCCCACUGAGGUGCCACAGACCCCUACCCCAGAGGCCCCACUGGCUACAAACCGGGAAGUGGAGGCAGAGGUACCAUUCCCCAGUGGGGACUCGGAGCCCCCAGAAGAGGGGAUCACCCAGCCAGAGCUGGACAAUGAAGUGGUGGCAGUGGGUGAAAAGACCACUACCACCUCAGCAGGAAUAAAGCCCAAGGACGGACAGCCUGGGCCAGGCCUGUUUGAUAACACCAUCGACUUGGGCAACUCAGCAGCCCAGCUGCCUCAGAAGAAUAUCCUUGAGAGGAAGGAAGUGUUAGUAGCGGUGAUUGUGGGUGGGGUGGUCGGAGCCCUCUUUGCUGCCUUUCUGGUCACACUCCUCAUCUACCGCAUGAAGAAGAAGGACGAAGGGAGUUAUACCUUGGAGGAACCGAAGCAGGCCAGCGUCACAUACCAGAAGCCGGACAAACAGGAGGAGUUCUAUGCCUAGAGGGACCUUGCUGCCUCCUCUUGCCUCCUCUUCCCUUCCCUCUCCUCAGUCUUCCUCUCCUCUCCUUCCCCCUUUUUGCUUACCCCUUGGACAGAACUAUGAGUCUUCUGAAUCCUUCUGCUGCACUGGACCCAAGUUACUGCUGGUGCAGGGAGACAUUGUCCACGAACCCUCAUGCCCUCUCUCUGGCGCGUGGGGCAGGACCUUGGAAAGGGGGCAGCCAGCCUCCCCUCUCCCAUUUAUAGAACUGGGAUUCCCCCCUACCCCAGACCCCACUUAUUCCUAGAGGGGCUCUGAUCAGCAUCCCUUCCCACUUUUCAGGCCAGAGCUGGGCUCCAGAGGAGCCAAUGGCCAGUCAGGCUGGGGCUCCGGGGACUUUGGGCCAGAUUCCUAUCUGUGGGAGAAGUUAAGAGUCAGACAGAACUUUCUUUGGUUGAUAAAUGAGAGGGUGAGACUUGGGAAUUGCUUUCUCCUCUCCCUUGGGCUCUUGAUGGCCUUCUCAUCGGGACUGGGAGAUUUCUCCUGGACUGGCAGCGGGGCACCUUUUGUCGUGGGGCCGUGAACCCUUAGCUUAGUGGUUUUAGGGACCCAUGGCAGCCAAUGCCAUCUCUUGGGCGGAACAUCUUUUGGCCAUGGCAAGUGAGCCCUGUGGACAGUGCUGGAUUGAAGUUGGGGGGAGGAAAGAGGAAGAGGAAGAGAGAGUCUAAAUGGAAGAGGGGUGGUAGUGGGAGAGGGGAGUGAGUGGGGAGCCUGGAGGCUCUCCACCCUCCCUUGCCUCUUCCCCCUGCUCCUGGGGCUCUUUCAGACCUAACCUUGAGUUACCUCUCAGUGCCAACCAGCGUCAGGGUUAACAAGCUUGUGGCUUUGCCAAGAGUGCCUGAGAGUGGCUGGCUUAAGCCUUCUCCAGAGGAGGGGGAGACAUUCCUUCUCUCCCUCCCCCAUCUCCCUUGCUGGACUGGGCACAGACUCUCUCUGUGGCUCAAGCUGGUGAGGGUGGGGGGAGUGUCUGGGCAGAGAUAUUCUGCUCGAGGCACGGCAGCCACCCAAGGGGUAGCAUUUGCCAGACACGAUUUUGUCACAAUCAGCCACGUAUAUCAUUCACAUGACCCAGCAUGCAGACAGUCACAGAAGUCACAUACACCAGGCCCACCAGCCAUACUAUCAUGUGUCCCAACAGGAUUCUUCCACACACGAGUCAUUGAUAUACCCUGAGUCAGUACCACCAGCCACAUGUUCUCACAUGCUCUGGUCAGACAGCUGGGGAAUCUCUUUUUAAAAGAAAAGAUGAAAAGGGGGGAGUGGAGAAGCUGCUUUUCCCUGAAGGCUCUAAUGCCUGCCUUCUAGCUCUUUCUGCUCUUGCAGGUUAUUUACCCCUUCCCUGGAUACCUGGAGCCAGUGGGAAGAGCCAGGGUGGGUGGUGGGAUGGAAGAAUGGUCUGACAGGCCACACUUUAGGGAUGAUCCUGUGAAUUUGAAAGGAAGGGGAUGCUCCUGGUGGACCUAGGAAUCAGAUGCCAAGGGCCUGACUGCUGCGGUGGAGUCAUAUGGGUGCUUCUAGUCUGCCAGUUCCAGACGUCCUCCCUCAUGGACUGGGGUUGGUUCCAGGAAGGGCAUGGAGAUGGGGAAGGAAGGACUUCCACUGAAACUGAUCCACUUCCCAGGAAUGGCCUCAGGCCCUUGACUUCCUACGUGAAGCUGGCUCCUACCAUAUCACCCAGUUCAUGGGCCUAUGUGUCUGCCAACUCUUGGAAGCCACUUAGUGCCUGCCUGGAUAGAGUCACGAGCAGCCCUUAGCCUUUGGCCCAGCCCUGCUGCCUCUUGGCUUGUAUGUGGACACUGGACCUCCUUUUUGGAAACCCCUAUGGGAGACUGUUGAUCGUCCCAAGGCCCUUUGGUACCUUCUCUCCAUAGGGCUCCCAGGAGCCAUUUGUGAGGUCUCUGCCCCAGAGCUUGUGCUUGGUGGAGAUUCUGAUGGCAGUGGGCUCCCUGUUUUAUGAGAUCCACUCUUCCUUGUCCCUGCCCCAGCCAUCUCCAUACUCAGACCUUGUUUGUAACUCUGGGAGUGGGUGCCAUGUUCAUAGACAAAGCCUGGCCCAUAUAGUUUGUAUCUUCUGCCUCCUUGAGAGAACUGAGAAACCCACCAUCUCUUGAGAGCACCUGCUGUUGGAGGCCCCCAUACCAGAAUCCUGGGCUCCAAGGGGAGCCGUCCAAUGCUGACAGUCAAGAAACUGGAAUAGCAUCGUCACCUGUGGGCCUCACGCUGGAGCCAAUCUGUUCUCGAUGGAUGCACUUUCCUUCAGGGGCAUGGAGCCUGUUGCAGGCUGGCUCAAACUUGGGGGAGGUGGGUUUUUUCCUGGGGGAGGAGGGGCUGAAAGGAAUUCCAGGGAUGGAAUUCUGGUUUUUGGACUAUUCGCCUCUCAUCCUAACCUUUAAUGUCCCAUUUAUCUCAUCCCCCUUGCAUUGUCAGCUCCUCCCAGCCCAGUCAGAGGCAGGCCAUUCCCUUGGUGAAUUUUGAAGUGUGCAGAUGGGGAAUGGGGAGAGGCUUGUAGCAUCUGGGGACACACAAGAACAAGGAGAAAAGUCUGGGCUGAGGCCCAGAUGGAAGCCUGAGUUGAUGGGCUAGAUCCCAGGAGGGAGGUGUGGAAGGGUCUCUAGAUAUUGGUCCAUCUCCUCCUGUAGACUCCUAUCCAUAACCUCUUUUUAAAUAGAUCCAUGGCCUGCCCACUCUUAGCACUGGUACUCACCUUAUUCCAUCAGUCUUGUUUCCCCAACCACCCACCUAUAGGGCCAUGGUCCAUAGGAAGAGGAGAGUCAAGGUUGGCAGGGCUUGAGAAAGGGUCUAGUGUCAUCUCCAAGAUGUCUAGUGGGGCCAGUCCUCCUCAGGCUAGGAGCUCACUGGAGUGCCAGAGCUCAGCUGGGAAAAAGUUGGUCCCCAAGUGUUUGAGGGUAGAGUUUCAGGGAAUAGUAUUGCCUGAGUGCCAGCUGCCCCUUUUGGGUCCUUAUACUAGUGACCUUUUCCUAGUCUUCCUCUUUGGUCUCUAAAGUUGCCACAUCGCCACUGGCUCCCAAGGCUGAAUUGACAUGUAGCCUUGUGGAUAAAAAUGGGAAGGGACCCUGAGAAAUAAAGAUGAGGUAAUACUACUCCCAGAAAACUGGUGGAGAGAGUGUGGAGAGGGGUCAAGCUACCGUUAGUGUUUCCUGGGACCUCCCCUUCCUUUAUCUGACCAUGAGUAUGAUAUGCCCUGUUAGAAUGAAUCACCCUAUACCUUGACCCCAUUUCUAGGCAGGGGUUUGGUUUGGGGAGGGUAUCUUAGGAGUGGGGAAACAGGGGAGAAGCUGUAGGCAGCUGGUUGCCAGAGUGAGUUAUGUCUGUAAUGAGGGCAGUCUAGUUAGAGAGGAGUUCAUAUAGCCUAAGAACUUCUUCUAGGUAAGAAGAGUUGAUGGAUUAGGGGCUGGAGGAAACCCUCAAGGAAUUGGGUCAUUGACUCUACAACCUUGGGCCCCUCAACCCCAGGAACAAUGCUCCCUGAUGAGGCCAUCUUUGGUGACCCAUUUCUCCCAUUUCUAGGGGUCCUUGGAAACUGACAGGAAUGGUCCGUAGUGGAGUGCCCAGUAGGAAAAGGAAGGUGGAAGAGAAAGCCAAUUGGGCUGGAGAGCCUUGUGGUCCAGAGCUUGGGGCCCCCUUGUGAGUCAGUGGGUGUUGGAUUCAGGGCCUGAGAGAUGCUGAGAACUUGGGUUGGGAGGCCUGCCAGGAAGCAGACAUUCCUGUCCCCACUAGACUCAACUAUUAGCAAGGCAGCUGCUGGAAAAAGCUGCUUUUUGGGGUGCCCCUCGGCAUUUCCUAGGGGGCACCCUUUCUGUUUCAGGGCAUCUCAUCCACAAUUUCAGGACAUAUAUUCCUCUGCUUUCCAUAGCCACCCUUUCCUCUUCUCCCCAUUCAUGGGGCAGUGACCCCAGGCUGCUCUCCUUGUAAAUAGGAAUUGAAGAAGCCUGUAUAGAUUUACAAAUAGCAAGAUCGCCAAAAGACCUGGGGACCGAGGAUCUCAGGGUACAUGGCCCCAGUCUUGAGAGCUUCUGAGAGUUCCAGACUCUGGUGCUCACCCUGAAGAAGCCUUCUGAGCUGGAGCUGGCACCAUGGCCCUCCCCCCAAAUAGUGAAUGCAUGUAAAUAUUUUUAACAGGAACUGUGUCUCAUGCAGCAGACCCCUCUUUGAGGGCUCUCCCUCUACAGAACCAUCCCUGGGCCUGGGGCUUGGAGGGACAAUUGUCUGUGCAUCCAGGUGGAAGAAAGGGGAGAGCAGAAACCCCCUCCCCCCACCCUAUCUAUAUCCCUCCCACUCAACCUGUUUGUUAACCGUUUUUGUCCUGAGUUUAUGGCCAAAACCUUUGAAUAACAAAGGAGAAAGAGACCAACUGAACCCUCCCCUGUUAUGUGGGGGGGAAACUAGUUCAAGGCCUGGGCUCAUGGCCCAAUCCUGUAAUGGUACCAUUAUUAUUAUUUUUAAUUCUUUCUGUGUUGUGCCCAUUUAUAAGAAGAAAUAAAAUAAGUCAUUGAAAGGAUGCUCCCUGGCUGGGAGUGGGGUGAGCAUCAGAAUCAUUUCUCCAGGCCUUGACCUCACAUCUAUCUCCCUGCCAGCCUAACCGGAAGUCGCCUCCAUGUGCCUCAACUCCUCCCUCUAAGGCAACACCCUGGGACCACCAGUGCCACUUUUGCUUUUAGAAGAGCCUGAGGAAAAAAAGGGAAAAUAAUUAUCUCCUGAGAACCAUUAGGGUUCCACAACCAUUUAUUAAGCACCGAUUCAUUACAGAGUACUCCUUAACUGCUGGGGAAGAGAAAAGAUUAGAACACUCCUUUCCAUGGAGUUUAAGAAUCUACUGGGGGGCUUUGACUCCAACUAGAAGGUAAACCUUGAAAAGUGCAACAAAGGGAAGUGAGGAAAAGCUUGUAUUCAACUGGUGAGAUCAAGGAAGGCUUCCUGGAAGUGGCAUUAGAGCUAAGGUUUAAAGGAUGGGUAGAAGAAUGAGGAAGCUGAGACCUGGAGAGGUGAUGAAGGGACUUGGCUGAGGUCAUGUGGGCACCAAGUGUAAGAGCCAAGAUUUUAAGUCUGGUUCUUUCCACUAUGUAGCAUUGCUUCUACCGUGAAAGGCUCAUUACUAGAAGACCAGCUACUAGACAAUGAUAUUUUUGGCCAUAGUGACACCCAAAGCAAAAAUGAGGUCCUGUGUGGCCUCCAUCUCCUUCAGUGAUGGGUGGUGGAGAAUGUGGGCAGGAGAUGCUGAGUAUCACUCAGUUUUCAAGCUUUUCUGUAAACUAAUGCUUGUGUGCAACUUCUGUUUAAUGACCCAAAACUUGAUACUCUAAUUAUUAGAGUAAUCUGUUCAUUAAGAUUGAGAAGCGGUGUGCUGUAAGAGAAAGGAUGCUAAUUUUAGACAAAGGCCACACUUGGAUUCAGAUCCUUGUUCUGACACUUAGAUGUGUGACCCUGGGCAAGUCACUUAAACUCACUGAGCCUCAUUCUAUAAAGUGGGGGUAAUCGUAUGUGCUGAACAAUGCUUUGUAAACCGAAAAGAGCUAUAUAAAUGCAGGUUAUUAAGCAUACCCAUAUUAAUCUUGCUAUAAAUAAAAUAGAUGAUAUAAGAUAGUUGCAGUAAUUAGUAGAAUGGCUUCUAGGUUCUUGGAGAGCUAAAUAAAGGCAUUGAUUUCACAGAAUA
Molecule: messenger RNA, 7048 nt
Organism: Trichosurus vulpecula (common brushtail)
Lineage: Eukaryota; Metazoa; Chordata; Mammalia; Diprotodontia; Phalangeridae
Gene: SDC3
Product: syndecan 3
Exons: 5
Coding region: 31-1338 (435 amino acids)
Biological process (GO): cell migration
Cellular component (GO): cell surface; membrane
Source: RefSeq, a predicted model, not a curated record